Carassius auratus (goldfish) is the source of this 1748-nucleotide messenger RNA. RefSeq names its product cornichon family member 1 (gene cnih1). Lineage: Eukaryota; Metazoa; Chordata; Actinopteri; Cypriniformes; Cyprinidae. The record is from RefSeq and is a predicted model, not a curated record. Gene Ontology annotation, biological process: vesicle-mediated transport. Bases 73 to 507 code for a protein of 144 amino acids. The transcript has 5 exons.
UCAGUCACGUGACGUCCAGCUGUCUCAACGUCACAGCAGUCGUCGGUCUGGACAAUUCCACAUGAGCGAAAGAUGGCGUUCACAUUCGCGGCCUUUUGUUAUAUGCUGGCGCUACUGCUGACGGCGGCGCUUAUCUUUUUCGCUAUUUGGCAUAUAAUUGCAUUUGAUGAGCUGAAGACUGACUAUAAGAAUCCUAUAGACCAGUGUAACACAUUAAACCCGCUCGUCUUGCCAGAGUACCUCAUCCAUGUGUUCUUCUGCGUAAUGUUCCUGUGUGCCGCAGAAUGGCUGACGCUUGGACUCAACAUGCCUCUGCUGGCCUAUCACGUCUGGAGGUAUAUGAGCCGCCCUGUGAUGAGUGGACCUGGAUUGUAUGACCCCACUACAAUAAUGAAUGCAGAUAUUCUGGCAUACUGCCAGAAGGAGGGAUGGUGCAAACUUGCAUUCUACCUCCUCUCAUUCUUCUACUAUCUUUAUGGGAUGAUCUAUGUUUUGGUGAGCUCCUAAACCGGAUACAGCUGGAAAGCAUACAAAGAAGCCUUUGAGAUGCUGAUUUUAAAACCCAAAUGGAGCUGAAUUUGAACUCUGCCAUUUCUCUCAGUUUUGCUCGGCUGUUUCAAAAGGACAUAGACUUUAUUUACACCUCAUUGGCCAAAAACGAUCCAGGACGCAAGCAGCCCGCACAACUCCAGAACCACACAUGCAAGAAUAAAUAAUGAUCAACUCUUCAGUACAAUCUGUUUAAACUUAUAUACACAUGCUGCACCAAUGACAAAGCAUGUCACACACUGAAAGCAUCAGCAGAUGACAUGAGACCGUUUACAUUGACCAGAUCGUGUCCAAAGCGGAGGCACAAGGACUUCAACACUAAACCACUGAUAGAAAUGUGCAAAGAUUUUAAAUGUGGGACAAAAUAAAGAUCUUGAUUGUAGCAUUUUAACAAACUUAUUUUAUCUUUAAUAUAUUACUGCCUUGUUGCUCAGUCAGUUCUUUAAUUUGUCCUUCAGAAUUGCGUGCUGCUUCGGCGGUUCAAGAUCUUGUAAGUCCGUGUUUUUGAGCUCAUGCUGGUGGUCUGCUUCAUGUUGAUGGUGUUAAAACCACGGUUUACUGUGUUUUUGGUAGAAAAUGAGAACUGAUGCUUUCAGUGUGUCGAAAGCUUUACUUCGCUCAUACACCCUGGAAAUACUCCACAUGUAAUGUUUUUUUUUUUUUUUUUUUGCUUUUAAAUGUAUUAUUGUGUGCAUUUUGUAUUUCUGAUUGUAAUCGUUUUCUGAUUUUGUUAUGCUUCCAUUGUUUUGUUUUUUUUAGCUAGAGAUGAGUGUGGACACUAUUUUGAAUAUUUUGGUUUGAUGUUGGCAUGAUCUCCGUGUGCCAAGAUGCCUUUUUCUUUUAGCCUGUCAGUAAUCACAAACAGAGGCUUCGGUCCUGAGGUAGAAUUGUAGAGUUUGUAUCUGGAUUCAGAGCAGAGCUGUGUGGAAGGAUUUUUUACCACACUGAAAGCUGUUCAUAAUCACCAAGCUGGACCAGCAAGGCUAUAUUCAGAGUGAUAAGUUAUUUUAGAAUUUCCCUGUGAUUGAUUUAGGUUUUUUUUUCUUCUGAUUACUUUCCCCUGUGUGUGUUAAACCAGCAUUAAGUGCAUUUGAAUGUUAUAAAGACUUGCAAGAGCUAUAGUAAUUUUUUUUUUUUUUUUUGUGGCUUGUAAUAUUGCUUAAAGUUCCCAAUAAAGCCCCCCCAUAGAAAAAUUAUAA